Ipomoea triloba (trilobed morning glory) is the source of this 1641-nucleotide messenger RNA. RefSeq lists its product as uncharacterized. The record is from RefSeq and is a predicted model, not a curated record. The coding region runs from base 1 to 1641 and encodes 546 amino acids. The transcript has a single exon. NCBI's taxonomy places the organism in Eukaryota, Viridiplantae, Streptophyta, Magnoliopsida, Solanales, Convolvulaceae.
AUGUCAGACAACAUUUUCCUUGCACAAGAAUUAAUUCGUGGCUACUCCAGGAAGAGGAUUUCUCCGAGAUGCAUGAUUAAAGUUGAUCUCAAAAAGGCAUAUGACACCAUUGAUUGGGAUUUCAUUAAGGAGGCGUUGGAGGGUCUUCGCUUUCCAACAAAAUUCAUUGAUUGGAUCAUGGAAUGUGUAAGCUCAACAUCAUUCUCAAUUUCAGUUAAUGGCUGCCUUUAUGGACAUUUUGAUGGGAAAAGAGGCCUGCGACAGGGGGAUCCAAUAUCCCCUCUCAUCUUUACCAUUUGCAUUGAGUACUUCUCACGGGUACUCAAAACUAAGGCUCACAGCCCACUUUUCACCUUUCAUCCGAAAUGCUCCCAGUUGGGUAUUACACACCUCGCCUUUGCAGAUGAUUUAAUGCUUUUCUCAAAAGGAAAUCCAGCAUCGGUCACCAUCCUCCUUAAUGCUCUAAAGGAGUUGGAAGAAACUUCGGGGUUAACUGUUAGCAUUGAAAAAUCUAACAUCUUUGUAGCAGGGAUCCAGGAUAAUAGACUGGAUUUUUCAGGAAUGCCAAAAGGCCAACUCCCGGUAAAAUACCUGGGCAUUCCUCUUGAUGGGCAGAGGCUCAAAGUUGCUCAAUUUUCCCCCCUCAUUACAGCAAUCACUCGGUUAAUCGAAAAAUGGAAGGGAUGCACCUUGUCAUAUGCUGGACGACUUGAGCUCAUAAUUUCAGUAAUCCAAGGUACUAUUAGUUUUUGGAUUCAAAAUUUUCCCCUUCCUGCUAAUGUGAUUGAUCAUGUAGCAUUUCUUUGGGGACGGCGAGUUUCCCUAAUCACUUGGGAUAAGAUUUGCUUUCCAAAGGAAGAAGGAGGGCUUGGCAUCCAUGAUUUUAAAGUUUGGAACACAUCCUUCUUCUCAAAGGUUUUGUGGGACAUACACUCCAAGAGGGACUCGCUUUGGAUCCGUUGGGUAAAUUCUGUCUAUCUAAAUGGUAAUGAUGUUUGGGAAUUCUGCCCAAAUAAGAGGGACUCUGCGUUAUUCAAGAAGAUUUUUGAAGCCCGAGACAAGAUCUCACUGGCCAAGGGAGGAGUGCAAAAUGCAAAGGAAUUCCUUCAUAACUCUGUGAACAACAACAAGUUUCAGGUUUCACAGAUCUAUGACCUUCUUCGAGAGAAAUCUCAACCAGCUUUUGCAUGGAGAUUUGUAUGGAGAUCUUACAUUCCCCGCAAAUUUUCAUUUAUCACAUGGCUUGCCGUUCAUCAAAGGAUACCAACAAAGGAUAGACUUGCUUUUCUUGACAUCAAUACCGACUGUUCAAUGUGUGUGGGUGAUAAAGAAACGGCUCAACACCUCUUCUUUAAAUGCCCCUUUUCAUUACAAGUUUGGAAUCAAGUCCGGAUGCAUUUUGGGUUUCACAAAUGCACGAAUGCAAUCAAGAGCUCAAUCAAGUGGAUCAACAGAUUGCACGGAGGAGCACGCUUGCGUUCGAAGGCAAUUACCAUUGCUCUUAUUUGCACAAUUUAUCACUUAUGGAGAAACCGAAAUAGAGUUCACCACGAUGAAGAUCGGUUGCCCAUCGAUGGCCUAGUGAAAAACAUCGCCAAAGACGUGUACCGAGUCAUCUUCUACCUUUAUCCCAUUACAUAA